CCCCCUUCCCUCCCUCUUCAUUUCCUCAAUCCUGCUGCUUCACAUCGGCGUCGUGAGGGGCCAGAGGUUCGGCUGCGACCCGGAGCAUGGCGCGUCAAGCCCAGCUCCGUCCCUUCGCGGCAUAGCGCCACGGACUGACGGACAGAUGCUGCAGGUGGAGCCAGAAUGAGUGCCGUUCAGCUACUGCAGGAGACGCUGAUCAAGCGUUCGCAGCAGAAGAAAAGGACGUCGCCGCUGAACUACAAGGAACGAGUAUUUGUCCUCACCAAGACCAGGCUGACGUACUACGAAGGGAAACCAGAGAAGAAGUUCAAGAGGGGCUCGGUGGAGCUGAGUCGCAUCAAAUGUGUGGAAAUCGUGAAGAAUGGAGGUGGGAUUAUCCCCUGCCAGAACAAAUACCCAUUCCAGGUUGUGUACGAUACCAACACGCUGUAUGUUUUCGCUCCCAGUCAGAAGAGCAGAUCUCUGUGGGUCCUGAUGCUCAAACACGAGAUCCAACACAACACAGGCGUGCUGCUGAAGUUUCACCCCCAGUUCUGGCUGGAGGGCGUCUGGCUCUGCUGUCGCCAGGCUGACAAACAGGCGCCGGGCUGCGAGGAGUACAACCUGUUAGGAGACAUUUCCAGAAAACCUCUGCCUCCGAUUCCUGGACAGGAAAACACGCGCCGGCCCCGUCCUCCUCCCGUCCCGCAGGACGAAGACGAGGAUGACGAGGAGGUGGUGGUGGCUCUCUACGACUUCCCAGGGAUGGAGCCGCACGACCUGAAGCUGGUCCGCGGCGGAGAGUACGUCAUCCUGGAGAAAUGUGACGCCAACUGGUUCAGGGCGCGCAACGAGUACGGGGAGGAAGGCUACAUCCCGAGUAACUACGUGACGGGGAAAACAUCUGGGAACCUGGUGCAGUUCGCAUGGUACAGUAAGGGCGUAAACAGGAACAUGGCUGAGGAGCUGCUGAGGAAGGAGGAUAAAGAAGGAGCCUUCAUAGUGAGAGACUCCAGCCAUCCGUCUACUUACACCGUCUCUCUUUACACCAAAGCAGGAUCUGGGGAAGGAGGUCCAAUGAUUAAACAUUAUCACAUUAAAGAGACGCGAAGCACGCCCAGAAAGUUUUACCUGGCUGAGAAACACCUGUUCAGCUCCAUCCCUGAACUCAUCGAGUACCACAGCCACAACGGAGCCGGUCUUGCUGCCAGGCUCAGAUAUCCUGUAGGAAAGCAGGACAAGUCAGGUCCGUCGACGGCGGGUUUCAGCUACGAGAUGUGGGAGAUCAACCCGAGCGAGUUGACCUUCAUGAAGGAGCUGGGCAGCGGUCAGUACGGCCAGGUGAGGCUCGGCAUGUGGAGGUCCCAGCACAAGGUGGCCAUCAAGGCCAUCAAGGAGGGCGCCAUGUACGAGGAGGACUUCAUCGAAGAGGCCAAACUCAUGAUGAAGCUGUCCCACCCUAAGCUGGUGCAGCUGUAUGGCGUCUGCAGCCAGCAGAGGCCCAUCUACAUCGUCACAGAGUUCAUGCAGCAGGGCUGCCUGGUGAACUACCUGAGGCAGCGGCGCGGCAGCUUCAGCCCCGGGUUGCUGCUCGAAAUGUGCCUGGACGUCUGCGAAGGCAUGGAGUACCUAGAGGCAAACAACUUCAUCCACCGAGACCUGGCGGCCAGGAACUGCCUGAUGAACGACGCCAUGGUGGUGAAGGUUUCUGACUUUGGCAUGGCCAGAUACGUCUUGGACAACCAGUACACCAGCACCAAAGGCGCCAAGUUUCCUGUGAAGUGGUCUCCACCUGAAGUCUUUAACUACUGCAAGUUCAGCAGCAAGUCGGACGUCUGGUCGUACGGCGUGCUGAUGUGGGAGGUGUUCACAGAGGGCCAAAUGCCGUUCGACCAAAGUCUCAAUCACGAAGUGGUUGCCAUGGUAACCAACGGCCAUCGGCUGUUCCGGCCCAAAAUGGCCCCGCCCGCCUUGUACGACAUCAUGCAGCUCUGUUGGGACAACAGACCGGAGGAGCGUCCAUCUUUCUCUCAGCUUUACCUGAUGCUCUCAGACGUUUUGGAGGACGACGGUAUUUCUUCAUGCUGACCUUCCAGGCUCCUCCUCAUCCUCGCUGAAGACGCACCCUGCUGUCGUAACCUUUCUAAAGGCUCUGUGGUAUACAUAUUUAUAUUUUAAAGCCACAAACGGGAGGACAGCAUUCUGCACAGUAACGCUGCUUAACGCGAUGAAGCGUCGAGGCGUCCAGAGGAACCGACCACGUCUGCUCCGUCUCUGCUGAACCCGGUUCAGGACGGCUAACGGGAACUGAGCGACGCUCUCUGACUGUGGAGGCUUAGCCAGGCGUUUCAACAUGUUGGGUGGAAAUAAAUAUUUUUUUACUAAGCUUUAUUUCUUCUACUUGUUGGAGUUCUUACUGAAAGUAAAGAAACUCACAAGCCGAGGUGUGGUUUAACUGCAGCACAGACUGAGUUUCAUGUGAAACCAUCACUUAAAUUAAACCUAAAAUAUAUAUAUAACUAAUUUUUGCAUUUUUAAUGAAAUAAAUUUUGUGGCCUGCCAGUGGUUUAAACUAUCCAGUUUUGGACAUUUCUUUGGGGGGAAAAAAGUUUAAGCUUUUUAGACUUAUCACACAUUGUUUCAUCAUAUUGUGGUGUGUAAAACAUGUUUAUAACACUCUUUAUAACACAGUGUUAUAAACAAUCUUAAUGGUGAGUUAUAAAGCAUCAAUAUGUUGCUUUACAUGGUUUUAUAAUAUUUUUAACAUGGUUUCAACAUUGUAACAGAUUAUACUGCAACAAUAUUGCUGUUAACAUUGUUGUCUUACAAUAACAGUAUGUUGCUUUGUUACAAUGUUGCUUUGUAAUAUAUUGUUUAACAUUGUUAUAAAGCAACAUUACUGUUUGUAACAAUGUUGCUUUGUAACAACAUAUUGUUUAUAACAAUAGAUUGUUGCUGCAGCAGAAUAUCAAUGCUUUGUAACAAUAUGCUAAAACAAAGUUUAACUUUUCAGACUUUUGUUAAAGUGACAUGUUGUUGCUAAUCACAGAUUGUUUCAACAUAUUGUUUAUAACAUAUUUAUAACAGUAUAACACAGUUAUGCUUUAUAACAACAACAUGUUGUUACAAAGCAACUUAAUGUUGUCAUGAAGAGCCGUUUCUACAGUCAGUGAUGCUUCGGGGCUCCAUGUCAUUUGCUGGUGAUGCAGUAAUUCAUGCAAAAGGAGCCCCAACUCCCAGUACAGUUUCUUACUGGUCUACUCACACUGAAUGUGUAAUGUGUAUUAUCCUUGGGCCAUAAAACCUCAAAACGAACAUAUACAUUAUGGUAUGAGUUUCAACUUUAUGAAUGUACUUAACUGAAAUAAAUUAAUUUUUUUUAACAGAC
This is a messenger RNA of Poecilia latipinna (sailfin molly), 3370 nucleotides long. It is a transcript of the gene tec, whose product is annotated as tec protein tyrosine kinase. Lineage: Eukaryota; Metazoa; Chordata; Actinopteri; Cyprinodontiformes; Poeciliidae. The coding region runs from base 166 to 2070 and encodes 634 amino acids. The transcript is spliced from 18 exons. Gene Ontology annotation, molecular function: protein tyrosine kinase activity; protein binding; ATP binding. Gene Ontology annotation, biological process: intracellular signal transduction; protein phosphorylation. The record is from RefSeq and is a predicted model, not a curated record.